This is a messenger RNA of Alligator sinensis (Chinese alligator), 1251 nucleotides long. It is a transcript of the gene HEPACAM, whose product is annotated as hepatic and glial cell adhesion molecule. The record is from RefSeq and is a predicted model, not a curated record. Lineage: Eukaryota; Metazoa; Chordata; Crocodylia; Alligatoridae. The transcript has 7 exons. Bases 1 to 1251 code for a protein of 416 amino acids.
AUGAAGAGAGAAAGAGGCGCCUUGUCCAGAGUCCUCAGCACUCCAGGUUUCACGCGUUUGGUGUGCCUUCUUCUUAUCCACACAGGUCUGCUGGAGGGCAUCAAUAUCACCAGCCCAGUCCUGCUGAUCCAUGGUGCAGUUGGCAAACCUGCCCUGCUCUCCGUUAAAUAUACUAGCACCAGCUCUGACAAACCAGUGGUCAAAUGGCAGUUGAAGCGAGACAAGGCAGUCACUGUAGUGCAGUCUAUUGGCACAGAGAUCAUCGGCAACCUGCGGCCUGGCUACAAGGACCGGAUUAAAAUCUUUGAGAAUGGUUCUCUGCUGAUCAGUCAACUGCAGUUGUCAGAUGAGGGCACCUACGAGGUGGAGAUCUCUAUCACAGAUGACACCUUCACAGGGGAGAAGACCAUUAACCUCACAGUGGACAUUCCAAUUUCAAAGCCUCAAGCUGUCGUUCCAUCAUCUACUGUGCUAGAGCUCAGUGAAUAUUUCACCAUGAACUGCUCCCAUGAGAAUGGUACAAAGCCCACAUACACCUGGCUGAAAGAUGGCAGGCCUCUCAGCAAUGACUCACGGCUGCUGCUCUCUCAUGAUCAGAAGGUGCUCACCAUCACCAGAGUCCUAAUGUCUGACGAUGACAUUUACAGCUGUGUAGUUGAAAACCCAAUUAGUAGUGGGCGCAGUGCCCCAGUAAAGCUAACAGUAUAUAGAAGGAGCUCUCUCUACAUAAUCCUCUCCACUGGGGGCAUUUUCCUCCUCGUCACCUUGGUGACUGUUUGUGCCUGUUGGAAACCCUCAAAAAAGGACAAACGGAAACUGGAUCAGCAGAGCUCUUCUGAACACGUGGAUCAGAAUGAAGAGCACUUAAAGCAUGAAGUUGAGAUUAUCCCCCGCACUGGAGAACAUGAACGCAAGAACCCAGUUGCUCUCUACAUCCUAAAGGACAAGGAUUCCCCUGAGCUGGAUGAGGAUUCCCCUCCAGAAUCACAAGGCACAGCCGAGCUGGGGCCGCCCAGCUACUCCAGCUCCCCAACACCUCCUGGCAGAUCCCCCAGACCUCCUGCACGAUCAGCUCGUAGAUACCACCGCUCCCCAGCCAGAUCACCAGCUUCCUCCAGAACACACAAAUCCCCACCACGGUCUCCAGGCUCCCCUGUGCAUUCCCGGAGUGCCACGCGCAUGGUGCGGACUGCUGGGGUUCAUAUAAUCCGGGAGCAGGAGGAGGCCAAUGCUGUUGAAAUCAGUGCCUGA